AUCACUUUUGCAUUUGCCUUGAAUUGCCAACACCAUGAUUCGCCUCGCCACCGCCGUCGCCGCCAUCGCGUCGCUUGCGCUCGCUGCCGCCGAAAAGACGGCGCUCGUCAUCGUCGACGUCCAGUACGACUUUGCGUCGCCCAACGGCUCGCUCUCGGUGACGAACGGCGAAGCCGUCAUUCCCGUCAUCAACAACCUCCGCGCCAAGGGCAAGUGGGAUAUGGUCGUCACGACGCAGGACUGGCACCCCAAGGGACACAUUUCGUUCUACUCGCGCUGGAAGGACGACAAGAGCGCGACCAUGUUCCAGCCGUACACGCUGCCCGAUUCGGCCAAGUGGCCCAAGGGCUCGAUCCAGGUGCUCUGGCCCGACCACUGCGUGCAGGAGAGCGAUGGCGCCAAGUUGUACCCGAAGCUCGAAGUAGACGCCAAGGACGUUGUGAUCAAGAAGGGUUCGAACCCCGACCUCGACUCGUACUCGGCGCUGCUCGAGAACGACCAUACGACCGAGACCAAGCUGCCGGCGAUUCUCAAGCAAGCUGGUAUCACCAAGCUCGUCGUCGUCGGUCUUGCGGAAGACUAUUGCGUCGGCUCGACGGCCUAUGACGCCAAGACCGUGUACGAGUACGACGUGACGGUCAUCUCGGAUGCGACGGCCCCCGUCGCCGCACUCUCCCAGGCGGCGAUGUACAGCAAACUCAAGGGCGCCGGUGUCGUGUAUAAGACGUCGGCCGAGUACUUGAACCACCAUGCGUGCUAAUGCCUUCAGAAAUCUUCGAGUUUCGAUCGGA
Molecule: messenger RNA, 791 nt
Organism: Saprolegnia diclina VS20
Lineage: Eukaryota; Oomycota; Saprolegniomycetes; Saprolegniales; Saprolegniaceae
Exons: 2
Coding region: 35-760 (241 amino acids)
Source: RefSeq, a predicted model, not a curated record